AUGGCCAGAAACCGACAACGAAUCCUUUCGUCUAGCAGUUCCGAGCUCUCCCCUCCUCCCCCUUCCUCUCCGCCGCCAACCCCCAAGCGAGACCCGGAGGACUCGUAUGAGGAGGCUACCGAAGUAGACACGCCCCCUUCGCUGACUGCGGAGUCUUACAAAGGCACAAGCAACAGCCAGACGAAGGAGGAGAAGGGAGAGAGGAGCCUCUCAAAAAAAGCGACGCUCGUAUUCAGCUCUCAAGUUCUUCAACCCAGCCCCGGAGGAGGCGAUUCGGAGGUGGCAAUCGACGACAAAUCGUUCCCAGCAGGCCAGACGUCUGAAAAGACGGUCAACGGUUCCUCUGUGCUAAUUGACAGAUCCUCUUCCUCGACGAUCGCGGUCAUCUCUCGAAAGCCUUCGCAAGGUCUUUUCUCCAGCUCCAUUCCCGCUCCGCUCCCACCCUCCCCCUUGACCCGCCAGACCUUCGACGAGGCCACCGAAAUUGGCACACCCCCAUCGCAUGAUGCACCUUCUUCACCCACUCCUCGACGGGCGCCCAUCCACUUGCCUCUCCCCUCCUCGUCUCCCGACAAAGGGCACACGGUCUUUGAUAUCCAGGGCCUGGUGAUAUCCCCCCGGGAUACUCUUCCCUUCACGUUGGACGACCUACCGACCUGCCCAAAGCCUAUCUACCCGAUUGCCAAGCACCGCGGCGUCUUCCAAUUUGGACUCCCUUCCAAUUUGGAGGAGUGCAGGGAAGCAUGGGACUCACUCUGGGAUGAGGAUGUCUGGAGUGACCGUAGCUUCAGGACUGUGAGCAGCACUAAGCAUAGGAGGCUUCUUAAAAACGUCGAGCAGAAGAAGGAUGGUGCGGUCGAAGAGCUGGACGCCUUCAAAGCUCAUCGCGCUCGACUUCACCGAUGGCUGAUCAGUGUCUGUCGACCGCUUUGGACUGUUCUAUCAGGCGGCAACCACGGCACGAUGGAGGCCGGUGAUAUCGGCUUCAAUGGCUUAUUGGCUGAAGAGAUAUGGGGCAACAGGGGCAAGCAGCUCCACAAGUACUUGGCGACAAUCAGCACCUACCGAACGGACAUGGAGUACAUCUUUCCCAAGAUGCACUGGACCAUCCUCAAGCUGCAAACCCAUGAUCUGGGAUGGGACUUCUCCAUUGGCCAGCCGAAGGACGCCUUUAAGGAUCGCUGCCUUGCCAACCUCUUGUCGAACGAGAAGCUAAAGAAGUUACUCGAAAAGAUCAUCCACCAAGGGGCUUGCCUUUUGUUCUACUCCGGAUGGUCUCACAGAGACUGUCUCGAAGAGGGUGCUGUGCGAUUCGGCCACAAGGCCGUCCACGACUACCUGCGAGACGCUUUUCUGGAGGAAGGGGUCUGGGAGCAAGCAAGGGUCAACGACUUUGAGCGACAGUGGAUGGUUCCUGAGCAAAAGGAUCAUAGGCUCAGGCCGCUCCUCCUUGACACCAACAGGAAGGAUCCUUCUUUGGCGCAAGAACUGGCGAGGGCGAUUGUCGAGCGUUACAAGGAAGCUCGGGAUGUGGGCGAGGAAAUCUCGAUCGAGAAAGUCUCUCCGGGGCAGAAGAUUCAUGCUCGAGGGGGUCGCGUCCUCCAUCCCUUCGCCCCUGUGUACGGCCGAUUCAACCGCCAGAGCAACGAGGUCGACCCCGCCGCGGCAGACUUCUUCAAGUUUGACCGCAACCUCCGCCGCCACGCCCGAAGUGAAGGCAACUCUUUCUUUGAGAGUCGUCUCCCACCUGUUGCUAAGGGCUCCAGCCAGUUCCGAGGCAAAGAUUGGGACCACGUCCAUGACGCGAAGAUGGUGACCGCUGGUCUUGUGGUUGAGCUCCCCAACCUCAUCAACACCGUCGACGACGCCUUUUGCGGCCUGAUGCUCCCAAAGCUUCAGGAAGCGCGGCUCACCAUCCCCAACCUUCGCCGACGUCUCCUCUCAAUUGCCACAUCCCUGUCCCCCUCCGACCUCCCCACCAAGGCGCUCUCGGCCCCGCGUGGAGGAGCUGCUCGCUCUGGUCUCGAAGGCAUCACCUCCGGGUUCGUUUACUUGGUGCCGACCGAGUCCCAGAAGGAUGCUAUGGUGCUGCAGGUAGCAACAGAGAUCCGCGAGGUUGAAGAGCGGAACAGACAAGACCUUGCCCCAGUCGACCUCGAAGCGGGCUUUGAGGCUGUUGGCAAGCUAUUCGAGAGAGACUGGACAGCUGGAAGUGGUCUGGUCAAAGACGAUGCCGAACUUGUCCUCACCUUCCUCGACGACCUCUACGUCCACCCCUCUCUGCAAGCCCCCCAGCCUCGAGCAUCGUACAGCCUGAGCCAGGUCUCAUCAGUCGUCUGCCGGCUCUUCAUGCGAGUCGCGCACCACUUUUCCUCGCGAGCCAACGAGGAAAUAGCGAUGGACUUUCUCGAGCUGGCCUUCGACGUGCUCUUCCUCGGCAUCCACAUGCAGACUCCGGUCUUUGGAGGCGCGUGGCUUGAUCUGCGCAUCGCCAAGAUUGGCGAGAAAGCGUGGGAUGUUAAGGGAGUCCGAGAGCUGCCCGCCGUUGUCGCCCGUCUCGUUGUCGACCUCGUUGCAGUCGAUAUCAAUCUGUCUGUGCUUUGUUCAAGACAUUGGCGCUCUCCUGGUAGUAAGACGAAUGCGACUGUUCGUUUGAGCUGGAGAUCUGUUCUGGGUGACGAUGCGAAGAACCUUCCGGCCAUACAUGCCAAGUUCAUCCACCAUCUGAUUCAGGACCAGGAUCGAAUCUGCGGCAUUGGUCACUGCUACGAGCUGCUGACGUAUGACCCUCGUCAGCGGAUCUUUAUCAAAGGCCAGAGCAACCCCUCGCGCAAGUCGUUCGUCUCGGUUCAGCAGCACGUCCCACGCGGCAACGUCGACCUUGGUGAUGGCAUGCCCUCCUUCCCAUCCUUCGAUUGUGCUUGGGUUAUUGGCUGCUCUCCCUACAGCCAGUCUGUAACAAUCUGUGUCUCACGGUAUGUUCAGAUCAUCCACACGACACAGCGAAAGGCCGGAGGAAAGGGUCAUGAUGGUGUCUUGGCCAGGUCGUCUCUCAGAUUCAACAUCAACAUGACAUCGGCGUCUGAAUCCCAAGACAGAAAGGUCGAGUUGGUGGAUGACGAAGACGAGGAUCAGGUGCUGAGGCCGGGCGCUGCUGAGGAUGAUGAGGACGAAUACUGGGAAGCGGAAGGUCGGGGAAGGCGGUCGAUGGACGAUCUCGAGGAAAGGGUGGUUGUGGAAGGCUCGUCGAAGGACCACCAAGUGUCUAGUCUUGUGCCGGGGAGUGAGUUGAGGAGGCAAGGGAAGCCUGAGAAGAGCAAGCGAAAAGCUACUCCGGAAUUCUCGACCGAGACAACCAACGCCGACCCCACCGAGGUCGGAUCCAAGACCAACUUGCUCGCCGUCCAGAUCCGAACCCGAAAGGGUCUCAAGCCCGACGUGCCUCCUCUCGACUACUACUACGACAAGCUUUAA
Cryptococcus wingfieldii CBS 7118 is the source of this 3474-nucleotide messenger RNA. RefSeq lists its product as hypothetical. NCBI's taxonomy places the organism in Eukaryota, Fungi, Basidiomycota, Tremellomycetes, Tremellales, Cryptococcaceae. The transcript has 7 exons. The record is from RefSeq and is a predicted model, not a curated record. The coding region runs from base 1 to 3474 and encodes 1157 amino acids.